AUGGAGGAUGAUUUGCUCGAGCAGUUUAUGACGUCCAAGAAGUACUUCGUCAUCUUUGUCAACAACUCGCCAGCCCGUUACCGAAACAUUAACGCAUUUGGUAUGUUUCGUUUCGAGGAGUACAAUAGGCCGCAUAAUAUUGUCGUACUGUUCUACGAUAUGCGGGGAAUGUUUGACUGCGUGUCAUUUGAACCGUUUAUGCAAGCGGUGAUCUUUCACAAUCCAGAACGGCCUUCGUUCACCACGCUCGAGCAACUGUUCCGUCGACAGUAUCACAAUCUGCAAGGGUAUGAGCUGACGGUGUACUUUACACGUGGAGACCAAGCAAAACGGCUGCAACGCUCAAACCGAUACUGGUACUUCAUCGAUGUACUGAGCCGUCGUAUCAAUGCCCGCUAUCGUAUCCAUACGGACAAUCUGCACAAAUGGCGAGAGAAUAAACCGAUGGACUUUGGCAUUGUGUACGACUCCUUCCAGACACACCCGAUCCGACGGAUUCCACUAAAGCAGUUCAGUUAUCACUGCAUCCUCUCUCCCAAAAGUGAUCGUAUCCCGUUCAUCCGACUGUUGAUUGAUCCGUUCCGAUGGAACGUCUGGCUGGCGCUUUUGCUUGCCUCAGAGCUGACGAGUUUCUUCCUGCAACGGUACGGCUACCUACAAGGACGCACAUUUUUUAGUGUCAAUUUUGACAUCUUCCAAACGUUCAUCAAUGGGCCACCAAGGACACCGGGAGCCGAAACCACGGCAGGCAACUGUAUCCUUACAGGCUACAUCUAUGCCAGUCUUAUUCUCCUAACUGUCUAUCAGUCGGUAAUGACGGCACGCCUUUCAAAGAUACUGUUUUAUCCUGAGUUUCGUACAGUGGAUGAAGUGAACCGAUCAGAGCUACCCAUUUACGUCAGUCAUUACGUGAAAAAGAUCAGCUCGCUUAACUUUUCGCAUGAGCGUGCGGUACAGUACAGUGGACGGAUGGAAGACGAACCCACCAUGUAUCACAUGGUGAUACCGUGCGAUAUCGCCGAACACUGGAGCCGUGUGCGGUGGGAUGUGGUCCAUCUGGUACAGGAACGAUUGGCCCCGUUUCAGGAUACGUUCGUACUUUUCUAUUACUCACCGUUCGAUGAGUUGCUUGAUUUUCACUGGACAGCCUUUAUUGAAGGCGAUCUUUUUCGAUACUGGACGACGCGAAACCUGUUUAACCGUGAAGAGGACAUAGUUCCUAUCGAUGGAGGGUGGAAAGUGUCUAGUGGCGAUACAGUGAAUGCGUUUCAAGUGUACGAUUUGCUUAUUUGUUGGACGAUCUUGGGCGUUGGAGUAUGUUCGAUUAUUGCCUUCUGUUUGGAGACGUUGAUGGUCGCCAAUUUGAACGGAAUUUUUAAUUGUAUAAUGUCAACGAUCAAACGAUUGUCAGCAUUUAUCAAACACAUGCUGUCAAAAUGUGCUUGCUUCAAGCAAAAUCAUUGUAACAUUUUGAAAAAAGGAAAAGAAGAUAAAAAGAGAACAAACAUAUCAAAAGAUAAGGCAAAACCACAACGAUUGUAAGGAUUAGAUGAGGUUUUCAAUGAUUUGAC
Molecule: messenger RNA, 1571 nt
Organism: Anopheles gambiae (African malaria mosquito)
Lineage: Eukaryota; Metazoa; Arthropoda; Insecta; Diptera; Culicidae
Exons: 2
Coding region: 1-1542 (513 amino acids)
Source: RefSeq, a predicted model, not a curated record